AUGGUCGAGUCAACAAGCAGCAGCAACAGCAGCAGCAACAGCAGGAGCAGCAGUAGCAGCAGAGGAGUCUUCCAGAAAAUCAGUUUGCAGGAGAUGCGCGGAACAAGAAGACCGCCGCGGCAGUCGCUGCUGCUGCUCUUUUCUGCAGCGGCAGCGGCGCUGCUAAACCUGCAUUACCCUUUGCACGGCAGCAGCAGCGACGACAGCGUGGCUGCUGCGGGCCUCCCUCACUUCCUCCCAGUCGUCGCUGGGGACAAUUUGAGGGGCUCAGACAGUGAAAGCUCAGCUAACAAAAGCAGCAGCAACAGCGGCAAUGGCAGCAGUAGCAGCGGCAGCAGCAGUAUAGGCUCGCCUGCAGGGGGCGACUCCCCUGCAGAUUCGCCUCCUGCAACCCCAGCAGCAGAUGAGGGUGCAACAGGUGCAGCAGCAGCAGCAGAAGCACCAGCGGCAGCCGUAACAGAAGCACCAGCAGGGGCAGCAGAGUCAGGCGCAGCAGAAGUAGCGGCAGCAGAGUCAGGCGCAGCAGAAGCAGGCGUUGCUGAAGCAACAGGAGAAAAAGCAGGCGCAGCAGAAGCAGCAGAAGUAGGCACAGCAGAAGCAGCAGAAGCAGGCGCAGUAGCAGAAGCAGGCGCAGCAGCGGAAGCAGAAGAGGUAGAUGAAGCAAAAGAGUCUGCAGGUGGCUCUUCGGAGAGCCUUGAGUUGGAAGCUCUUUCAGGCAGUCUAGCAGCAGCAGCAGGUAGCGCAACAACUGCAGCAGCAGCACGUGCAGCAGCAGCAGCGGCAUCAGAAGCAGGUGCACCGUCUGCUACUGCAUUGGAGUCAGGUGAUUCUGCCGGCACAGCCGCAGGUUCUCCGUCGCCGGCAGCAGCAGCAACAGUUGCUGCAGUAGAGCCGGCACCAGCAGGGCCCUCGCCCGGGUCCCUCGCAGCAGCAGAAGCAGCAGCAGCAGCACGCCCCCUGCCAGCAGCAGCAGCAACCCCAGCGUCACCUUCCCCAGCAUCGCCAUCUCCAUCUCCAUCCUCAGCAGAAGCUGAAGGCUCCGCAGGAGGAGCCUCAGCAGCGCCGUCAUCACCACCACCAUCCUCAGCAGCAGCAGCAGCAGCAGCCCCGCCGCCACCCCGGCUGCCCCCGCAGCAACAAGAAGCAGCAGCAGCAGCAGCAGAAGCGGAGGAGCCCGUGCCCUGCCUGGUGCGCCGCCCCUACAGCGAACGGCGGGGAGGCUACUUGAAGGUCCCGCAGUCUUUUCUAGACCGCCGCAAAGAAGAGGCUCUUACUGAGGCGGAACUCGAGAGGCAAAUCGACAGGCUCUUCGCCGUGGACCCCGAGCAGAUCGAAAGGCAAAGCGCCGCCAUCGCCAGAUCUGUGGACGCUGCGCGCAACCGCGGGCAGCCGAACGGGCGCAUCAUAAUAGGGGUGGCGGACCUGCAGUCCGGCGACAAGGACUUCGACUUGCUGCUGCAGCGGCGCUCGGAAAGCAGCAGCGGCAGCAGCACCAGCAGCGGGAGGGACGGCCGCAGCAUCAGCACGCGGGCGGAGGCGGAGGCGAUGGGCAAGGCAGCAAUCAACGCGGAGGAGCUGCAGCAGCAGCAACUGGUGGGAGAUGUGAAAGUGCUGCCAGAAGUGGGGCUUGUUGUAGUGGACUUCAGCCCCGAGUCUUCAGAAGCUCAAAUUCGAGAAACUGUAAAACGCAUUUGGCUGCGUUCACCGGCCACUUGGCUGAUUGAGGCGGACUCGGAGGUGAAGAUCAGGGGGCUGGAUGAGGAGCCUGCAGCACCAGCAGCAGCAGCAGCAGCAUCUAAUACAGCAGCAGAUGAGACGCGCACCUCCAGAGGGCCCUUUCGAGUAGACAGAUGGUCCCGCAGGAUGCUCAUGGCUGCAGAAGAGCUCUACGCAAACCCCAGCAUCGGCAGCAGCAGCCCCAGCAGCGGCAGCAGCAGCGACAGCAGCCCCAGCAGCCUCAGCGGCCCCAGCAGCAGCAGCAAGACCAAGCAGCAGCAGCAGCAGCAGCAGCGCGUGGACAAGGCCACGGCACGGAAGCAGAAGCAGCAGGAUAUCAAAGCCCUCCAAGCAGACACCAAGGCAGCGACAAAGAAAGAGAGGUCCAGCAGCACCAGCAAGCAGCAGCAGCAGCAGCAGACGCGCUCUCCUAAGGCCAAGCCCGUCAAGGAGACCCCUCAGCAGAAGCAGCACAAGCUGAAGGCGCAGCAGCAGCAGGACAAGUCCUCGAGCGACAAGCAGGCUCAGCAGCAGCAGCGAACUCGCUCACCGAAGCAGCAAAAGUCGACCAAGCUGAAGGCGCAGCAGCGCGAAGAAGACAGCCGCCCCAGCCCCUCUGCUGAUGCUCUUCCUUCUUCUGCUGCUGCUCUCAGCCCAGAGCCCCUCAAGGAAGCUUAUCUUCAGCAGCUGCAGCUGCCGAAAGCAGUUGUUGCUACUCCGGAGCAAAUGAACUUUGGGGGCAACGUGAGGCGGCUCGACGCAGCAGCAGCAACUGAAGAAGCAGAAGCAGCAGCAGCAGGUAAGACUGGCCUGCCGGAAGCAGCAGCAGCAGCAGCAGGGAUGGACGCGCCGGAAACAGCCGCAGCAGCGGCAGCUUCGAUGGAAGAGGUAGCAGCAACAGCAGCGUCAGAGAAGGAAGAAGAGCUUUUUUUUCCCUUUCCGCGGGCAGCAGCAGCAGCAGCAGCUGCUGCUGCUGCUGAGGAGGAGGAAAACGAAGAACUGCUAGAGCAGCGAGAAGCGUUCCUCGCCUCCGAAGAAGCAACUCCUAAUGAUAUUCUCUUCAGCCGCCAGUGGGCGCUGCACAACAGGACUUUGGGCUGCAGAAUGACUGAGGCGUGGAGGCUGGUGUACCGGCGCCGGCAGCGGCAGCGGGAAGCAGCAGCAGCAGCAGCAGCAGCAGACCCCGCAGCACACCCAUCUGCAGCAAGGUCCUCCCCAGAACCCAUCACUGUUGCUGUCAUCGACACAGGCGUCGACUACACUCAUGAAGACCUCAAAGGCAGACUCUGGAAGAACACUGGAGAGAUCCCUAACAACGGUAUUGACGAUGACGGCAACGGCUACGUGGACGACUACCAUGGUUACGACUUCGAACGCGGCAGCGCAGACCCCAUGGACGAGCACGGCCACGGCACCCACCUGGUUGCGGCCGUGGACAUCAGCGACUCCGCAUGCGCUGUGUACCGCGGGAACUUCUGCCGCUUGCCGCAGCAGCAGCAGCAGCAGCGGCCGGAGCACCAAGCUGCUGCUGCUGCUGCUGCUGCUGAGGGGGCCCUCCCCAAGUGCCUCAGCGCAGACAUUGGCCGGCUGCCCCUGUCCUUCUUCCAGCUGCUGCGGGGGCCCCUGUGGCUGCUGGCUCCGCCGUGCCAGCCAUUUGCCCGUCGGGGGCUAAAGGCAGACUGCGGGGACUUGCGCUGCAGCAGUUUGCUGCAGCUGCUGCAGGUGCUGCAGCAGCUGCCCGCGGAGGCGGCGCCGCGCUUCCUGCUGCUGGAGAACGUCGCCGGCUUCGAGCGGAGCAACGCCUGCGAGCUGCUGCUGCAGACCCUCAUAGACAAGCUUAACUAUGAAACUGUCUUUUUGCUGCUGCUCAAUCCCAUACACUUCGGCCUCCCCAACUGCCGCAGCAGAUGCUUCCUCUUGGCGAGAAGGGCCCACCCGUCGGACGGGCAGUACGCGCGUUGGCUGCGGGACGCAGCGCCCUACACAGCAGCAGCAGCACCAGCUGCUGCUGCUGCUGCUCCCGGUGCAGCAGCUGCUGCUGCUGCCGGCAGCAGCAGGAGGCCAGUGCCCCUGGAUCGGAUCCCAGGGCUCUACUCCUCGCAGGCGUUUUACUGCUGCCCCAUUUGGCCCCUCGAGGCCUUUCUUGAGCACUCGCUGCCUCCUCGCAGCAGCAGCAGCACCUGCUGCAGCAGCAGCACCUGCAGCAGCAGCAGCAGCGUUUGUGAGUGGCGCAGCUUAAGCGAAGAGCACCCUUCUGCCUUUGCCCCUUCACCAGAUGCUGCCGGGGAGGAAAACCCGCAGCAGUUGCAGCAGCUGCAGCAGCAGGAUCAGCAGCUGCAGCAGCAAGAGCAGCAGCAGCAGCAGCGGCUGUCAGCGCUGGAGUUAAGUGCAGAGCAGAAAAGAAAGUCCUGGCAUAUGGUGGACCUCGUCAGCCGCAGCAGCACGCGCAGCAGCUGCUUCACGCGGAACUACGGUAGGAGCUGCCUGGCCCAGUACGGCAGCAUUUUGCUGCUGGACAACCCAAGGGAGCUGCUGCAGCAGCAGCAGCAGCAGCAGAAGCGCACUGUCGAGCUGCAUGACCUCCUGCCCAGCAGCACGCGGUGCCGCUUCUUCUCUGUUAGGGAGCAGCUCAACCUCCACGGCUUCCCGUCUUGGUUCAGCAUCGCAGCCCCGCUCAAAGACCAGCAGCAGCAGCAGCAGAAGCAGCAGCAGCAGGAGCAGCAGCAGCAGGAGCAGCAGCAGCAGUUGUCUGAAGACAAGCUGCAGCACCGACGCAUGAUCGGCGACAGCCUCAACGUGUACCUCGUAGGAAUGCUCAUUGACUUCCUCAUAGGCGACGACCCCCUCUAG
This is a messenger RNA of Eimeria tenella, 4566 nucleotides long. RefSeq lists its product as uncharacterized. NCBI's taxonomy places the organism in Eukaryota, Apicomplexa, Conoidasida, Eucoccidiorida, Eimeriidae. The transcript is spliced from 4 exons. Gene Ontology annotation, molecular function: serine-type endopeptidase activity; methyltransferase activity. The record is from RefSeq and is a predicted model, not a curated record. The coding region runs from base 1 to 4566 and encodes 1521 amino acids. Gene Ontology annotation, biological process: proteolysis.